ACUGCCUCACUCUUGCGUCGACCGUGUGGCGGGAAACUUCUCUCUCAUAAUAUAUAUAGAAAAGUUUCAUCUUCUUUUUCCAAGUGUGCGAGAGAAGAAGAUAUACAUUUGCUAAUAUAUAUACACACACUGACUUUUCUAUACAACAUAGACAGAUUUUAACAGCGAAGGGUCUUUUGAAACCGGUUUGAGAGGCGACAAGAAUGGCCGCCAGGCGCGCGUUCGGGGGCGGAAGGAGCUUCGUCGUGGGCGGUAUCCUCCUGGCACUGCGGGCGGCCUUGCUGGUGGGCGUGACGGCGGGAGCGACGCCCGUGGAGAAGUCGAAUCAACUGUCCUUUGGGGAUGUGCUCGAUAUUCUGGAUCAGUCAGAUCACGGGAACAACUGGGAAGCUUCGGUGGAUUUUCUUCGGCGCGAAGGAAGCCCCCGGACCACCUGCAGAAGUCGUGGUCUGUGCAAGUGCUUCAGCAAAUUGACUCGGAGAGCCUUCUGCUGCGACUGCCUGGGAGGACCCUGCUUCCCUGGGGACUCGACCGUGCUUACGCCUUCAGGACUCGUGUCCCUGAAUCGCCUUUCCGUUGGGGACCUCGUUCUUGCAGGCGAUGAUGACAAAGGCGCGAUUUGGAGUCCGGUUGUUGCAUGGUUGGAUCGUCGGCCACAGGUCGAGGCCCAGUACCUCACCCUCGCCACUUCAGCUGGUUCUCGACUCACUCUCUCAUCCUCACAUGUUCUCCUCAACGCACAAGGACCCCGCCUGACAUCAAAAUUUGCCAGCGAAGUCAAAGCUGGGGACGUGGUCGUUGCGUUAGGCGACGAUGGCGUCGAGAAUCCUUCAGCUCUCCGGACUGGCGAAAGCAGCUCACGGCGACUUUCCCCUGCUAAUGUGACACAGGUUAUCCCUGUUAUCAAGAAAGGUUAUUUUUUUUCUUUUUUGUAUGCGCUGCUUUACAAGUUUGAAAGUCGUAAGUGGUAAUUGCCUUAAAAGCAC
This is a messenger RNA of Penaeus monodon (black tiger shrimp), 986 nucleotides long. RefSeq lists its product as uncharacterized. The transcript is spliced from 5 exons. Bases 204 to 971 code for a protein of 255 amino acids. The record is from RefSeq and is a predicted model, not a curated record. Lineage: Eukaryota; Metazoa; Arthropoda; Malacostraca; Decapoda; Penaeidae. Gene Ontology annotation, biological process: intein-mediated protein splicing; protein autoprocessing.